AUUCUGCUGAAAACUGUAUAAAUUUUCAUUUUACGCCAUAAAACAUUUAAACAUUCAACAGGCCAUACAUUUUUGGUCAGCAAAAGUAAGUAUGGCAAUAAAGUUCUUAAAACUGUUAUUAAACAUCGAACUUGUUCGGUUUGCAAAUGGUGGAAACGAAAUAGACCUGGACAACAGGUUCGCAAUCACAAAUGUGUCUGGAAUCACAAAGGUUCAUCAAGACAGAUGGAGGCUAUGGCUGGGAUUCAGGCGAUAAAGGAGAUGAUGUCACAAAAGACACCAGUUGAAGUUAUUGAGGGUGAUGGAGACAAUACUGUGAUAUCGAGGAUUGAGAAUGAACUGGGUGUAAGAAUAAAGAAAAAACUUGACCGUAACCAUUGUGUUAAAAAUGUCACUAAACAUUUAUAUGACUUGAAGAAUAGUAAAGCCGCAAAGAUAAGCAAUCAGGUGAUUCAGCACUUCACAAAAUGUAUCAAGUACAUCUUCGCUAAAAAUCAAGGUGAUCCAGAUGGCAUGCGGGAAAACUUGGAAGCAUUAGUGCCUCACCAGUUCGGAGACCAUACCAAGUGUGUUCCAAGGUUUUGUGGAUACAAGAGAAGACCAGCUCAGACAUACUUGCAUCGAAGUUUACCGUACAAGACAUCACUGAGUGACCCAGUUUUGAAAGAAAAACUUGAUAAAAUCUUUGAACCUGUGAUUGCCAAAGCUACCUUGUAUAGUGAUUUAGGGUCCAGCCAAGCUUGCGAACAUGCUAAUCGAGCAGUCAGUUUACGAGCACCAAAACACUUGCAUUAUGGGGAAAGUCAAAGCCUUGACUUCCGUGUAAAAGCUACUGCAGCAUGUAUGAAUGAAGGUCGCAAAUACUUACCGGAGGUAGACAAGUUUGAUGUUAUAUUGAGGUGUUUGUUGAGUUUUGUUCAAUUUCCUGUUGUCAGUUUUGACCAUUUUUUGCAGCUUAUUUUUGAAAAUUAAUAUAUAUUACUAACAAAAACUCUUCGAUGAAUGUGUAUAUUUUCAAAGUAAGAAAACCUUAUUUACAUUAACUUUAGGCUAAUAUUUAUUGUUAUAAAUGAAAGGUGAAGAUA
This is a messenger RNA of Ostrea edulis (European flat oyster), 1085 nucleotides long. RefSeq lists its product as uncharacterized. Lineage: Eukaryota; Metazoa; Mollusca; Bivalvia; Ostreida; Ostreidae. The record is from RefSeq and is a predicted model, not a curated record. The transcript has a single exon. The coding region runs from base 226 to 972 and encodes 248 amino acids.